Mycotypha africana is the source of this 1208-nucleotide messenger RNA. RefSeq names its product PI31 proteasome regulator N-terminal-domain-containing protein. The coding region runs from base 80 to 1045 and encodes 321 amino acids. The record is from RefSeq and is a predicted model, not a curated record. Lineage: Eukaryota; Fungi; Mucoromycota; Mucoromycetes; Mucorales; Mycotyphaceae. Gene Ontology annotation, biological process: proteasome-mediated ubiquitin-dependent protein catabolic process. The transcript is spliced from 7 exons. Gene Ontology annotation, molecular function: endopeptidase inhibitor activity; proteasome binding.
AAAGCAAGAAAUCACUUUAAAAGGUGAUAAAAAUGAUACAGCUUUUCUAAUUCUCAAUUAAACGUUCGAAUCGAACCCAAUGGCAGAUAAUACAAAGCGCAGUUUAGAUCCAUCAGCUAUAUUACAUCAGAUUUCGCAGAAUGUCACAGCUUUAAAAAACCCAUAUGACGCCAUUGCUGUAGCUACGCAUGCAAUUAUGCUCGAUGUUGGUUUUCGUUUUGCAGGAAUUGGUGACGAUGCUCGUCAAGAGGGUGACGGUCAGACCGUCAAAUUACCCGAAGGCUGGAAUAGUAACGGACCACAUAGCUAUAACUUCAGAUAUAGUCACCCACAGUCUAGUCUAACCUUCAUCAUAAAAGUGGUUCGACUGGGUGACAAAUGUGUUAUACUUGGGUUGGGUAUAGGGGAUAAUAAGACCGCAAUACUUGAUGUUCUGACAGAAGAUUAUACAUCUGAAUCAUUCUACCCGUAUGAUUCGACAAAGAAUGAGCCAUUAGUACAUGGUUUUAUAUCCUCAAGCAGAUUUGAAGAUUUUAUCAAAUCAUAUAAGCUCAAUAUUUUACAACGUUUGAUACCAGGAUUAAAUAAGCCAGGCUAUGAAGAUACGUCAUCAAGGGAGGAGACAAGGCAGCGACACUUUCCUCCUCCAUCAAACAUACCAUCACAACCAUCAGGAGAUCAUCCUACACCGAUGUUUCCGGAUGUAGGUAGCUCAGAUUUGAAUCCGUUGGGUAACGACGGCAUUGGUGGUGGUGUAUCUAUGCCUGGUCGUGGUAGUGGUAUGUAUGUAGGUCCUGACCAUCCUAUAUUUGGCAGUCGCAGUGGUGAUGACCUUGAGGACCCUACUGGUAUAUAUGGUGGACCUCAGCCGUUACCCAGAGGAGCGGUUCCACCUGGCGCUCGUUUUGAUCCAAUUGGACCAUUUGGUCGUCCACCUGUCCGUCCACCAAGUGGACGUGGUAGAAGCGGUCCUCGUAGACUCUUUCCUGGCGAACCCAAUAAUGAUGAACUUCCUCCACCUGGUUUUGGUGACAUGUUUGGAUAAAUCAGUAUCUAGGAACAGCGCAAGUUGCCUCGACCCUUUCAUUAAUAUUAGUUAAAUGCUUGGUAUAUUCCAAAAUAAAAAGUUCAGUGAUCAUUGCUACGCGACUCAAAUAUGCUCAAAAUUUGAAGUCAAAUUGAAGUAGGCGAUCCUUUUUGGCUUGUCC